Cyprinus carpio (common carp) is the source of this 3031-nucleotide messenger RNA. RefSeq lists its product as uncharacterized. Bases 327 to 2747 code for a protein of 806 amino acids. NCBI's taxonomy places the organism in Eukaryota, Metazoa, Chordata, Actinopteri, Cypriniformes, Cyprinidae. The transcript is spliced from 6 exons. The record is from RefSeq and is a predicted model, not a curated record.
AUCUGAGGUAAAAAAAAAUUCCUGCUAGGUUUAACGACAACGUAUUAUUAUUAUUUUUAAGGCUAACAGUGCAUUGUUUAUUACAGAAUUAUUUUAAGUGCCGAGACCGAGGGACUUACAAGAACUAUCUCAAUUGCCCAUCCUCCCACAAAGAAAAGAGACGAGUCUUAACGGAGCUGUCCCAGAAUGCUCCUCAUGAAGGACCUCUGACAGAAAGUGCAAGCAGUCAGACAGCAGGACUACAGCAUGAGCAGGACACACAAAACAACAAAUCCUCAGAGCUUGACAGUGAGGCAGCCUGGAGACAGUCCCACUUAGUCCAAGUGAUGGAAUUACCCUCCACGUCAGACCAAGACAGACCUUGGACUCACAUAAGUGGGGACCAACCUGAUAUAAAAAUGCUAACAGAAUUACAGGACAUAUCCUGGACACAGCCAGAAGAGAACAAGUCUGUUCCAACUGCUGAUCAGCAUGAGCCAAACAAAAAGGUAUGGCAGGACAUAUCCUGGACACAACCAGAAGAGAACAUGUCUUUUCCAACUCCUGACCAGCAAGAGCCAAACGAAAAGGCAGGCCCAUUAACAGAUGGCGAUGAUCCUGUGUAUCCCGGCGCACCUCUGACAAAAGGACAAAGUUUACUGUUGCUUAUGUCCUUUAUACUAAGGCACAAUCUUACAGCUGUUUCACUGGACCAUCUACUGAAAAUUUUCAAUGAGCAUUUUCCAGGCAUGGUACCAGUGACCACAUAUCUUUUCCGAAAAGCUUAUGGUCAGUAUGGAAAUUAUGAACCCCAUUUCUACUGUCCAACAUGUGAAAACUACUUAGGGAAAAAUACUGGUGAGCUACAGUGUGACAUUUGUCACACAGUAACUGAUUCAGACAGCUCUCUUAAAAGUGGAUGCUUUUUCCUGGUUCUUAGUUUGGCCUCACAGAUCAAAACAUUGCUUGAGGAAAAACAAACAAAAAUUCAAAAAGAUUGGCUGAAUUCAGAUACAAUUUCAGACAUCCAAUGUGGAGAUGAGUAUCAAAAACUUAAGGAAUCUGGUGCAAUGGGUGAAGAUGACAUAUCUUUAAUUUGGAACUGUGAUGGAAUCCCACUGUUCAGAAGCUCCAAGUACCAGAUCUGGCCCAUACAGUGCCAAGUAAUAGAGCUUGAGCCUAGAGAACGAAAGGCAAAUAUCUGCAUUCCAUGUCUUUGGUUUGGGGAAAAAAAGCCCUAUAUGCUCACAUUUUUGAAGCCAUUCGUAGAUGAACUGUCAAUUCUACAGAAAGAUGGAAUUAAAUGGAAAAAUUCAGCAAACAUAGAGCACACUUCCAAGGUUUUUGCUCUCAUAUGUAGUUCUGAUUCAGUCGCCCGCCCACUUCUAAGGAACACUAAACAGUUCAAUGGUUUUUAUGGGUGUGACUUUUGCUACCAUGUUGGGGGAGGUCCCUACACAAAUAAAGACCCUGUGCCAAAACUUAGAACUGAAGUAGAGCACUUUGAUCACGCAUUGGCCGCAACACUUGAGAAAACUGUAAUGGGAGUAAAAGGACCUUCACCUUUAAUGAGACUUGAAAACUUUCAAAUGAUAAAUGGAUUUGUUCCAGAGUAUCAACACUCUGUCUGCCUUGGGGUUACAAGGCAACUAGCUAAUCUGUGGUUUGACUCCAGAAAUCAUGAACAAGAGUGGUACAUAGGAACAAAAUCAGACCUUCUAGACAAAGAGCUAGUUACAAUCAAACCACCUGUUGAGAUAAUCAGAGUACCACGGUCUGUGGCAGACAGAAAGUACUGGAAGGCAUCAGAGUGGAGGUCAUUCCUCUUAUUCUAUGCUCUGCCUCUUCUGAAUGGGGUUUUACUGAGGAAAUUCUGGAACCACCUUUUUCUGUUUGUGUUUGCUAUGCACAUUCUUUUGGGAGAAAAAGUGAAACGCUGUGAUAUUGAUGUAGCAGAAAGAGCUCUCAGAAAGUUCACUUUGCAGUUUGAGAAGUUAUAUGGAGCAGCAAAUAUGACUUUCAAUGUUCAUCUACUGACACACAUUACAACAAGUGUAAGGAACUGGGGGCCUCUGUGGGCCACAUCAACCUUUUCCUUUGAAUCAUUUAAUGGCACUCUGUUAAAGUACUUCCAUGGAACCACCCAUGUUCCUGAACAAAUUGUUAGAAGGUUUCUUUGCUGGAGGAGUGUAACGCAGAAAGCUGAAAAGGUGAUGGCAGAUGCAAAUGAUGGUGUUAAAAAGAUUUUUGCUGGUUUACAAAGCAGCCAUUUACAUUCUUGUAAGUCAGCCAGCCUCAAUGAAAAUGUCAGGGUUUUUGGCAAACCCUGUCAUGGUACACUAUCACCAUCCCAAUCAUCUGCUGUCAAAAAUUUGCUGGGUGUUACAGUCAGUCAAUGUGUAUUUUAUCAUCGUUUCAUCGUAAAAGGAAUACUGUACCAUUCAAGCAGUUACACAAACCUUAAAAAAAGGAUAAACUCAACAGUAGAAUUAAUGGAUGGACGACUGUGCAGAAUUCUUAGCAUGUUAGUAUUCAGAUUACACCAUGUAUCAAUGCACUGUGUAUUGGUUAGGGAGCUCAAGAAUACCGGUAAACUGCUCUGCAGGGACAGUGAGCUAAACAUUACUUCAUAUUUUGUUUCUGAGGUGUUGCAGUCCAACAAUGUAUGUGCGGUUCCCACUGAUCUGUUUUACAGAAAAUGUGUUUUGAUAGAAGCAAAAGCCAAAAACUAUGUUAUUCCACUCCCAAAUAAUAUAGAGAGAGAUUAAAUAUGAACUGACACAUGAAUGAGAGAUAUGCAUAUUGCUCACUGAGCCUGUUCGUGCCCUUAUCUGGAUAUAUGUUGUUCCUUGUUUUUCUUUUAUUUUGUAUGGUGCAAUGGUAUGGCUCUGUGGAAGCACCCUAAAUUUUGUUGUACCAAUGACAAUAACGUCUAUUCUAUUCGCUUAUCCUCCAAGCUUGCAAGUUGUUUUUUUUUUUUUCAUAAAAUGUUAUGCAAUACAAAGCAAACAGUCAGAAAAAUACAGUUGUCAUGCCUGUUCUAAAUAUUAAC